This is a messenger RNA of Phytophthora nicotianae INRA-310, 252 nucleotides long. RefSeq lists its product as hypothetical. NCBI's taxonomy places the organism in Eukaryota, Oomycota, Peronosporomycetes, Peronosporales, Peronosporaceae. The transcript has a single exon. The coding region runs from base 1 to 252 and encodes 83 amino acids. The record is from RefSeq and is a predicted model, not a curated record.
AUGGCGGGAGUUCUGUACGUGGCGGUGGUGUCCCGCAUGCUCGACUUGGCCGACACAGCGUUCCAUUGGUUGCCGAGUUAUCUACGAGGGUCCUCGACGAGACGCAGUAUCUACACGCCAAAGGAGGACUCGAUCGCAAGUGUGUACGCUGGAGAAGCGACUUCGCGAGCAACUGCCACUCCGCUCAUGCCCAGUGACACCCCGCGAGCUCCCAAGAGAAACUUCAUGAGCAAAACGAACGUGUCGAUGUAA